Trematomus bernacchii (emerald rockcod) is the source of this 2481-nucleotide messenger RNA. It is a transcript of the gene actr8, whose product is annotated as actin related protein 8. Gene Ontology annotation, biological process: regulation of DNA-templated transcription; double-strand break repair. NCBI's taxonomy places the organism in Eukaryota, Metazoa, Chordata, Actinopteri, Perciformes, Nototheniidae. Bases 134 to 2068 code for a protein of 644 amino acids. The transcript is spliced from 13 exons. Gene Ontology annotation, cellular component: Ino80 complex. The record is from RefSeq and is a predicted model, not a curated record.
UGAAAUCAACUGCUGCCUCAACUAUUCAGAGGAAGAUCCACGCUUGGGGUCGCAUUGUAAAGCAUUUCACGAGCACAGGGUGGUUGCUACUCACCAUUUCUGACUUUUUAGUCGACUUAACUUAUCAGAAACCAUGACUCAGGCUGAGAAAGAGCAAGACAACGGGAAGGAGAAAGAAAAAGAACGAGACAAGGAGAAAGAGAAGGAGCAACAACGCGGGGUGAAAAGACCCAUCGCUCCUCCGGCCAUCCCGGACCCCCUUCAGGAGCAAAUACAGAGCAAUUUCAUCAUUGUCAUUCACCCUGGUUCAAGGACACUCCGCAUUGGGCGAGCUACGGACACUCUUCCCAUUAUACUUCCUCAUGUGAUCGCUCGCAGACACAAGCAAACUGGACAGCCCAAAUAUGAAGAUGCCUGGCUGUUGAGAGAUGGUCUAAAUAAAACAGAGAGUAAUGAGCAGAGGCAGAACGGGCUUAAAAUGGUCGAACAGGCCAUCUGGUCCAAGAAGAUGUCCAAUGGAGUGCGGAGGACACCGGUGUCCGCUGAGCAGGCCAGGUCUUAUAACUGUCAGAUCCGUCCAGCAGUACUGGACAGCAGCUCCAGGGUGAAGUGGACCAACACCGCCCACCAGCCUCCACAUCUGGUUGGAGAGGAGGCUGUUUAUGUGAAUCCUUCUGACUGUUACAACAUCCACUGGCCUAUAGUCAGAGGUCAGCUUAACGUUCACGCCGGUCCCGGAGGCUCACUGACCGCCGUCCUGGCUGACCUCGAGACGAUCUGGAGUCACGUUAUUCAGAAGCAACUAGAGAUCCCCCUCAAAGACCUAAAGUAUUACAGAUGCAUCCUGCUGGUCCCCGACAUCUACAACAGACCGCACAUCAAAGAAGUUGUCAACAUGCUGCUGCUUAAUAUGGGCUUCUCAGCAAUCAUCGUGCACCAGGAGUCUGUGAGUGCUACAUUUGGCAGUGGGUGCAGCAGUGCUUGUGUGGUGGAUGUUGGAGACCAGAAGACCAGUCUGUGCUGUGUCGAGGACGGAGUGUCCCACCGGAACUCCAGGCUGUGUUUGGCAUACGGCGGCUCAGAUGUGACCCGUACGUUCUUCUGGCUCCUGCAGAGGGCGGGCUUUCCUUACAGAGACUGUCAGCUGUCCAGCAGACUGGACUGUCAGCUCCUGCAGCAUCUCAAGGAGACCUUCUGUCAUCUGAACCAAGACAUAUCAGGACUUAAAGAUCAUGAAUUCCAGACACGUUUCCCAGAAGCCCCAGCUCUUCUCUAUCAGGUUCGACUAGGGGAUGAGAAAUUACAGGCCUCCAUGGGUCUUUUCUACCCGACCACAUUUGGCAUUGUAGGUCAGAAGAUGACAUCACUUCAGUACCGUUCCCAAGGCGACUCGGAGGACCCUCAUGAUGAACACUACCUGCUGGCUACACAGAGCAAACAGGACCAGUCCUCCAAAUCUGCUGCAGACCGAAAGGGUAUUUCCAGGCCGGGUGGGGGUUUGGACGGGGAGAUGAGCGCUCAGGGGGGGAUUGGGGAGCCCUCUGACCUGGGCAGGGGCUGUGGGAGUGGCGGCAGCGGUGCAGGAGGGAUGAAGGGGGAGACGGAGUUUGGGACUGCGCAGGGGGAGUGCCUGAUGGGGGCAGGAGAGCUGGAAGAGCCCCCGUCUGCUCACCUCUCGAGGAAGACUGCCAUCAUGAGCCAGUUUGAGAGCAAGGCCCUGGGACUGGAUAAGGCCAUCCUGCAUAGCAUCGACUGCUGUGCAUCGGACGAAACCAAACGCAAGAUGUACAGCUCCAUCCUGGUGGUGGGAGGAGGGCUCAUGUUUCCUGGCGCUCAGGAGUUUCUUCUUCACCGCAUCAUCAACAAGAUGCCGCCCUCGUUCAGAAGGCUGGUAGACAACGUGGAAGUUAUAACGCGGCCAAAGGACAUGGACCCUAGGCUGAUAUCGUGGAAGGGUGGAGCAGUGCUGGCCUGUCUUGACACCACCCAGGAGAUGUGGAUCCAUCAGAGGGAGUGGCAGCGCUUUGGUGUGCGGAUGCUUCGCGAGAGAGCUGCCUUUGUCUGGUGAAACCCAGACAAAGGCAGGAAACCCAACAGAUUUGACUUGAAUCUAACACACAGGAGACGUAGUGUGAGCAGCACGUUAGCUGAGCAGCAGCCUCAGUGCUCAGAGUCUACAUAGGGUGCUUUCAGGCUCAACCCAACAUUGAGACUUGGCAGCUCAGAAUAAGACAACACUUGCUCAAAUGCAUACAGUUGAUGAAGCAGUGUUGUGGAAUUCACAAUGACUACACUGCUAACACUGUUGUUCAACAAUCUUUCUUUUUAAGUGUUUUACAUUUUUGGUUUCAUCCUUCAGAAACACAGAUGAGGUCAUUGUAACUUUUGAGUCUUGAGUUGUGUUCUGUAAAUAAUACUGCAAUUAUUCUCUUUAGAGACAUUUGGAAGUAUGUAAAUAAACCCAUUUCACUUCAUUCACAA